Molecule: messenger RNA, 1290 nt
Organism: Caenorhabditis remanei
Lineage: Eukaryota; Metazoa; Nematoda; Chromadorea; Rhabditida; Rhabditidae
Exons: 8
Coding region: 1-1290 (429 amino acids)
Cellular component (GO): Golgi membrane
Molecular function (GO): fatty-acyl-CoA binding
Source: RefSeq, a predicted model, not a curated record
AUGACCGACGAGAACCACGUCCGUCUCACUGAGGUUCAACUAAUCGAAUCGGAGUUUGGAUAUCCUUUAGAGGAUUGUUAUAAACUCGCUGUUCAGUAUUAUAAGAAAGAACACGUUGGGAAGCAAGAACCAGUUCCGUAUGAGGAUCGCAUCAAGUUGUUGUCAUUGAGCAAGCAGAUCCAACACGGUCCAAUCACUGAUGAAUUUGACAAUGCCGGCUGGUUGGAUAUCACUGGAAAUGAUGUGAACAAAGCUUGGCGUGAAUUGGGCUCACUGUCUCGCGACGAAGCGAUGGCCUCGUUCGUCUUCCUUGUCGAUCGUGUCUGCCCGCCGUUCAAAGGAUUCAUUUCGGAUAAGAAGGCGAUAAAAGACGCGGAGCUGAAGGAAUUCGCCCCGCAAGUCACCGAACAAAGCGCCCAACCGCCGUCACUUCAACAAGUUGAUCAACGACUUUUUGAGGAUCAGAGAAAACAAAUCCAGGACGCUCUAAACGCCCAAACGUUCCACCAAUUCUCUGCGUACGCCCAAGAGCAAUUCCCUGGACAACCGGAGCAACAGACUACUCUGAUCCGACAGCUCCAAGAGCAACACUAUCAACAAUACAUGUCUCAAGUCUAUGCUCAACAAUCACCCAAUCCAAAUGGAGAAUUGAGUGCAGAGGAGGCACAUCAACAGGCGAUUCGGAGGGAUGACGACUCGGAUGUGUCGGAUGAUGAAGCUGGGGAGGAUUUGCCUUCCAACCCUGCAAUCUCGCCUGCUUCACUCUGGAAUCGACAGGACAUUAAUGAGUUCAAAGCGAACAUUAAAAAGGAUGGAACCGAGGGAAUCAUCAAGGUCGGACAUGGAGAGACGGUGACGGUUCGAGUACCGACUCAUGAGAAUGGAUCUUGUCUCUUCUGGGAAUUCGCAACGGAUCAUUAUGACAUUGGAUUCGGAGUCUACUUUGAAUGGACAGUGGCUGAUAGCAACCAAGUGUCGGUUCACGUCAGUGAGUCGGAUGAUGAGGAGGAUUAUGAUGAGGCGAUUGAGGCGGAACAAGCGGAAGGUGGAGCACCUGGAGGAGCUCCGGGGGAUGUUGAGAGCGGAGCAGCGAUGCAAUCGAGGCGCGUCGACCCGAACAAGCCACGUCAAGACGAGAUCAUUCCAGUCUACCGUCGAGACUGUCAUGAAGAAGUCUACGCGGGAAGUCAUCGUUAUCCGGGACGCGGAAUCUACUUGCUCAAAUUCGAUAACUCUUACUCACUGUGGCGCUCGAAGACUCUCUACUACCGUGUCUACUACAGUAAAUAG